AACAAUGAUGUUGAAACGAUCAAAUGCCAUAUGUAAUACGACUGUCCCCAGUUUCCGGGCAUAGGCCACUGUCAAAGCAAGUAUAUCAACAAUACCAUACUGCGUACAAUACAGUAUCUUCACAAAAACGUGAGUAGAAGAGAACAUUUGAUUGUGUGAAGCUUAAGCCAUAGAAAACUACUUUAUAUACGAACUACUGGAGCGAAGAGUUUUACCAACCGGUUUUAACUUACGGUAAAAUAACUCAGCGGUUUUUAGUUAUGCUAUCAUCCCCAGAAGCAUAAAUCAUCCGCUAAUGCUGUCCAAUAAAUUCAAUAAAAGCACCAAACUGCAGUACUCGUAAGCUUACAUAACAUGUACUGGUGGUAAUAAACUGCAUUUUAAAAGUCUACACUUAUUUACAGUUGUUUGCUCUACAGUUGUCAUUGCACAGCAGGUGAGGUAGCGUCGAUACAAGUGAAUAAAAGUGUUCUCUGGAGUAUAGAAAUUUACCAGUUUUGGUUUCUUCUUCUUAACAUUACAAUAUUUCGCCGGUUGCAGUAAAGAAAAUCUCUGUCUAUCAGAUCUGCUUAAUAGCGGUUUAGCAAAGAUGAUGCAAACAUUUUUGGGCAAAGCGUUAUCAGAAUUCUACAGUUUUCCAGCUCUGAUAUCCUUGAUUGCUGUACUGCUAAUGUUUUGGUUCGUUCUGGUUGGUCGGCCAAUGUUCGCUCCCCCCGGGCCGCUAGGAGUCCCAAUUUUUGGUUAUGCACCAUUUGUGGGGAAGUAUCCAUGGAUCGCUUUAACAAAACUGAAAGAAGCUUAUGGCCAGAUUGUCGGCUUAUAUCUCGGGUCGAGAUUUGCUGUGGUCUUGGAAGACUACGAUACAGUACACACGGCAUUUGUUGAUCAGGGCGAUGUAUUCGCCGGUAGAGGAGAAAAUUUUGUCCUUGAAAAGAUGGCAACCGGCAAGGACGGUCGCGGAAUACAUGGAAUUACCGCAAUGGAAGGUCCAAAAUGGAAAGACACCCGUGAAUUUAUUGUGACCACAUUGCACGAACUGGGCGCCGGUCAAGGCAAACAGAAAAUGGAGAAGAUCGUCCUGGAUGAAGUUGACCGCUUAUCGCGCACCAUUGCAGCGCACAAUGCAUGGGCGUUCAAUCCACGGACGCUUCUCCGCCCAGCCAUGGCCAGCAUUAUGGCGAUGGUGCUGUUUAGCCGGCGUUUUCAGUAUGAAGGCGAUGAAUUUCGUUGUCUUAUGGAACAUAUGCCCGACGCCAUCGGUGCAAUGGGAAGCGUGACCAUUAAUGCAUUCCACUGGUUGCGGUAUAUUCCGGGAUGUUUUAAAAGACACUGGAACGGCAUGAUACGCACUGUCGACAAUUUGCGGGCAUUUGUCGAAAACGAAAUGACCAAUCGAGAGAAGGAGAUGGAGUUUACCUUGAUUGAAAAUAGCACUAACAAGGCUGAACCAAAAGAUUUUCUGGAUGCGUACUUCCGGCACAUCAAUAGUGAAGGAGCCAAACAAUCUCUUGCUAUGACCGAUGGAAAUGAUUUCGUUGCUUCCGCUUCCACAAUGUUUAUUGGAGGCACGGAAUCCACUACGCUGGGUCUACAAUGGCUGAUAUUGCUGAUGUGCCGCAAUCCAGUGCACCAGCAAAAAAUUCAGGAAGAAAUGAACAGAGUUAUUGGCCACAAACGCUUUGUUGGUUGGGAUGACAGAGCUGCUGGGUUGAUGGUAGAUGAUUUGCCGUUGACUACUGCAACGUUUCUGGAGUGUUUAAGACUGAGCGGACUAAGUGCCGGGAAUAUCCCGCGUCGCAACUUGGAAGCAACGGAACUUUUGGGUUAUAAAAUUCCGAAACAUUCGUUAAUUUUUGCAAAUAUUUGGUCGAUACACAACGAUCCUCAGUAUUUUCCUGAUCCACUGGCUUUUAAGCCCGAUCGAUUCCUUGACGGCGAAGGCAAUGUUAACAUCCCAGACCAAUUUAUGCCCUUCUCAAUCGGCCAGAGAUCGUGCCCAGGUCAAGCGUUGGCUCAGAUGGCUUUAUUCCUGACCUUUGCUAAUCUUGUUCACCGAUUCGAAUGGAAGGAGCCCAAAGGCGCUACGUUACCGCGUAUAAACGAAUUUGGCCCGGCUUCUUUGGCGGCUACUCCUGCACCGUACAAAGUUCAUGCCGUUCCUCGCUUUACCUUUCUAUGAGCUUUCUCACUUUACCAGAAUAAAAUCUACAGUAUUCAAUCUGAAAAUUUUGCUGUUACAUUUAAACUAAUAGUACAGAUACAACGUCCACGGCAAUACUGUAGCGACCUGAAACACAUCAAAUCUGCAAUGGUUUAUUUUCUUUAUUCGCUAAAUCUUGACACAAGAUAAGCUAAGCAGAUUUAUUAUUUAUAUACUUUUUACCUACUUUUUUAUAUAGUUUUUACCCGAUUGCGCCAAAAACAUGUACUUUUUGAUCAAGCAGCCUUGAACCUGAAAAUUGCUCUUCCAAUUAGAAAAGUCAUAUACUUUGACACUUUCAUUUUGUUCAUGGAGUAAAUUGUGCUACUUAGACGACUCAUGCA
Molecule: messenger RNA, 2544 nt
Organism: Paramacrobiotus metropolitanus
Lineage: Eukaryota; Metazoa; Tardigrada; Eutardigrada; Parachela; Macrobiotidae
Product: cytochrome P450 2U1-like
Exons: 7
Coding region: 590-2179 (529 amino acids)
Biological process (GO): xenobiotic metabolic process
Cellular component (GO): intracellular membrane-bounded organelle; cytoplasm
Molecular function (GO): heme binding; iron ion binding; oxidoreductase activity, acting on paired donors, with incorporation or reduction of molecular oxygen, reduced flavin or flavoprotein as one donor, and incorporation of one atom of oxygen
Source: RefSeq, a predicted model, not a curated record